Molecule: messenger RNA, 990 nt
Organism: Pseudomyrmex gracilis
Lineage: Eukaryota; Metazoa; Arthropoda; Insecta; Hymenoptera; Formicidae
Exons: 5
Coding region: 253-990 (245 amino acids)
Source: RefSeq, a predicted model, not a curated record
AUUUUAAUGUCCACAAAAUAUUUUGACUUGUUAUUCAAACACAUAUAAUGCGUUAGAAAUACAUAUAUUUUUUUCAUGUCUCAGUAGAUACACAAGUAUUUUGCAUCUCAGAAAAAUGAAUAGCUAUUUAUAUAUAAUUGCUGAAUUUAACGACGGAUUACAACUAAUACCUGCAUUGUGUAUAAUGCAGAAAGAAAUUCAAGCAUUUGGCCAACUCAUUUUAAAAGUAAAUUUCGAAUAAAUAAAGCUAUAAUGACAAGAGAAAUGCCACAAAAAACAUUAGAAUGGGAGGAAUUACCAGUUAAGAGAAUUUUUGGCAGAGCAAAUACUUAUGAAGAAGGGAUGGAAAAAUUAGUCCUUGCGGAGGAUACAUCGAAUAUAGAUGAUAUUAUGUCUUCUGAUGAAUUAAGAGAGCAGAAGAAACAAAGAAGACGCAUAAAAGCUAAAAAGUAUAUGUCAUCUUCUUCAGAGGAAGAUGUAUGUUUCAACAAAAACGAAAACACUUGUGUGAGAAAAAAUCCUGCUACACUUUUGUUUUCUUAUCCAGAAAUUGGAGAUUUUGUGUCAUCUAAUAAAAAGAUGCAUAUUCAGCGAUCGAUACAAAAUGAUCUUCCAAAUGCAUUAUGCCAAAGAAGUAUUUCUUAUGAAGUGAAUAGAAGUGAUAGAACUACCAACAGUGAAAGUUUUCCAAGAAACACACAAGAUUCUACAAAAAAAUCUAAUGAAGAUAGUGAUACCGAAAAUAGUUUUACACGUGAAUACAAGAAACUAGUUUUAGGGAAACUAAAUAAAGUUUUAUAUAAACUUAAUUCUAUCGAAAAUAGAAUGNAUAUACUAGAAGAUAAAAUGCAACAUUCCAAUUAUUCUGGUCAAGAAGAAGUUCUUAUACAAUUGCCUAUAACAACAUUUGAAGAAUUAGCAAUUUUUGAAGAACAAUUGAAGGAAGUUAAUUUUAAAGAAGAAGCGCUUGUUAGUACAGAUAGAACAUGA